Molecule: messenger RNA, 3395 nt
Organism: Anoplophora glabripennis (Asian longhorned beetle)
Lineage: Eukaryota; Metazoa; Arthropoda; Insecta; Coleoptera; Cerambycidae
Gene: Br140
Product: peregrin
Exons: 15
Coding region: 163-3264 (1033 amino acids)
Biological process (GO): regulation of transcription by RNA polymerase II
Cellular component (GO): MOZ/MORF histone acetyltransferase complex
Molecular function (GO): protein binding
Source: RefSeq, a predicted model, not a curated record
CAUAAAAAUAAACGUAAACCAAACUUGUAUCUCGACUCGUAUUUAUAAAAUGUGAUAUAAUCUUUACCAAAUGUCGUUUUAAAUUCUCUGUAAUCAAAUAACUGUAUUUAAAAUAAAAUUAAACUAUUCAGUGUCACAUUGAAGGAAAUUGGGUGCCCCAAAAUGGGAAUAGACUUUGAUAUACUAGAGCAUUGCAAAAAAGUUCGCGCUGACCACGGGCCCCCUUAUACGUGUCCCGUAGAGAAGUGUGGAAGGACCUACAAGUCAGUCUGCGGACUACAAUACCAUCUUAAAAGUUUUGACCACGAUAAUCCAACUGCCAUACCACCAACAACCCCUACAACUCCAAAAAACAAGAAAGGAAGAAACAGGGUUACGAAAGCAAAGGUACCUCCGACACAAAAUGUCCCGGAGCCAUUAACUUUUGAGGAAGCUCAAAAAAUGGUGCAGUUUGAGGUGAAUGGUAUAGCUUGUAGAUGGAAUAUCACGGAACCAAUGGAAGUGGUGCCUAAAGAGGACUUUUCAGAUGAAGAAAUGCCUGAAGUAAAACCUGAACCACCCCCAGAUCCUGCUCUUCAAUUACCUGAAGCCAGUUUUAAAGAACUUGAAGAUUAUAAUAUUUGCGAUGCUCCACCCAGGCCAAAUGCGUACAUAAGGUUUAUAGAAAAAAGCACUGAGGAACUAGAUGGUGAGGUUGAAUAUGAUGUAGACGAGGAAGAUACAGCUUGGUUGGCACUGAUGAACGAGAAACGAGAAGCUACUGGUUUGCCCCCAGUCUCAGUGGAUUCUUUGGAGCUGUUAAUGGAUAGGCUCGAGAAGGAGUCAUAUUUUCAGGCUUCCGUGAACGGACAUACUGGUUCAGUUGUUGAUGACGAUGCAGUGUGCUGUAUUUGCAUGGAUGGCGAGUGUCAAAACACAAAUGUAAUUCUUUUUUGCGAUAUGUGCAACCUUGCCGUCCACCAGGAUUGCUACGGAGUGCCGUACAUACCUGAAGGGCAGUGGCUGUGUAGAAGAUGCUUGCAAUCGCCUAGUCGAGCAGUGGACUGCGUACUGUGUCCGAAUCAAGGGGGCGCUUUUAAACAAACAGAUCGAGGCACGUGGGCCCACGUCGUUUGCGCCCUUUGGAUACCUGAAGUCCGAUUCGCUAAUACUGUUUUUUUGGAACCCAUUGAUUCUAUUGAAACAAUACCUGCUGCACGGUGGAAACUCACCUGUUACGUCUGCAAACAAAGAGGGGUCGGCGCUUGUAUCCAGUGCCACAAAAGCAGUUGCUAUUCAGCGUUUCACGUCACCUGCGCCCAACAAGCUGGGUUAUAUAUGAAAAUGGACACGGUCAAAGACAGUGGCGAUUCACAACCUGUGCUGGUGCAGAAAAUCGCUUACUGUGACACUCACGCUCCCGCAGACAAUGACUCUAAAAAGGACGAUUCCCGAAAGAAAAUGAUCCAAGCGCGCAAAAUGUUGGCGAAGAAGCGCACCUCAGCCCCUGUCAUUCUAAUUCCGACGAUCCCUCCCGAACGAAUCCAAGAAAUCGGAUCUCUAGUAACCAUCACGAAGAAGUCGCAAUUCAUACAGAGGCUUAUCGCGUACUGGACAUUAAAACGUCAGUUUAGAAACGGCGUUCCACUUCUGCGUAGGCUACAGAGCGCUCAGGGUGGUCCUAGAGAUUCCAAUACCAGCAACGUGGAUACCAUCGAGCUUUGUCGGCAGUUGAAAUAUUGGCAGUGCCUGCGUCAAGACCUGGAGAGGGCGAGGUUGCUCUGCGAGUUGGUGCGGAAGAGGGAGAAAAUGAAACUGGAGUAUACGAAGGUCUCGGAAAAGUGUUUGAACAUUAAGCUCAAGCCUUUGGAAGCCAGUUUGAGGAACGUUUUGGAUUUAAUACAGGCCAAAGACACCAACGAAAUUUUCAGCGAGCCCGUCGAUUUGGAAGAGGUUCCGGAUUAUAGUUCAGUUGUCACCGAGCCCAUGGAUUUGAGCACGAUGAGGCAGAAACUCGAUGACGGGCUCUAUCCCGACUUGACGUCCAUGGAAAAAGAUUUCGACUUGAUGAUCGCCAAUUGCUUAGCAUACAAUAAUCGAGACACCGUCUUUUACAGAGCUGCGAUAAAAAUGAGGGACCAGUGCGGCGUCAUCUUCCGACAGGCUAAGAAAGAACUCGAAGCCGCAGGAUUAUUAAACAGUAACAAGGAAGUCGUCGCGCCCAAUUCCAGCUCUGUUAACGGAGAGGAAUCAAUGGCCUCGGAUAUCGACAGGGAGCUGGAAAGUUUACAGGGUAAAACUGGUCCGGACGUGGUGUCCAAACUGGAGGACCUGUUAAUAAAAAGCCAGGCAUUGAAGCAUGGUUUGGCGAGAGCGAAACGGGUGAAAUUGGUCCGAAGUGAGUUGAACAAGGCUAGGAAGAGUUUGCCGGCGCACACAGACACAGAUCACACUUCUCAGUCAGAUGGGGACGCCGAAAAUGACAGUGUCGAUAUAAAAAACAGUUCCUCCAAUUCCGGAAUAUCGCCAUCAGGGGUGAACAGAAGAACGGCCGUCCUCUUCACGAAAAAAGCCCAGGCCGCUUUGAAAAAGGAAGAUAAAGACAAGGAAGAGAAAGACGACUCAUCGGCAGCGUCACCUAUAAAGAAAAAGAAAGGCAAAUCCCGUCGUUCCGCGGAAUCCACCCCGAACAGGGAAUCCAAGGAACGCGACUCCGUCCCCGAUAGUUUCAAGGUAUACCGCGCAGGAAAUCAAACUACGGACGAAGAAAACAGCGACAGCGACAACAGUUUGUCGACCUGUUACUCGCAUUCUCUGUCGGAAAUAGACUCCGACGAAGACAGCGAGUGUUCGGACAGUACCGCCCUGUCGACGACGGAUCUAGUUGACGGAUCGACGGUCGAGAAGGAGCUGAAGCCUCUACAGCUGGUUUGGGCCAAAUGCAGGGGUUACCCGUGGUACCCGGCGCUAAUAAUCGAUCCUCAAAUUCCGAAAGGUUAUGUGCACAAGGGAGUUCCGAUACCUUCUCCGCCUCAAGAAGUGCUGGAUUUAUCCUCGAAUUAUACAGAUCAAGUGUAUUUGGUGCUUUUCUUUGACGCUAAACGGACUUGGCAAUGGUUGCCCGCAGAUAAGCUGGAAAUUCUCGGGUUGGAUUCGGAGAGAGACGAAGCAAAGGUAAAUGAACCUAGGAAACCAACAGACAGGAAGGCUGUUAAAAAGGCAUAUGAGAAUGCUCUGAACUACCAGUCCCAAAUUAAUAACCCAAAGGAAGACACCACAGUAUAGUAUUUGUUCAAGUUUUAAUUUUCAUUGCUUUAAAGUUUUUAGUUGAGCAGUAGUUAUUGUUUAGUUGGUUUUACUAAGAAAAACUAGUUUAGUUAUUAUGUACUCUAAAAGUUUUUUUUAUUACAAUUUUA